Molecule: messenger RNA, 3094 nt
Organism: Bacillus rossius redtenbacheri
Lineage: Eukaryota; Metazoa; Arthropoda; Insecta; Phasmatodea; Bacillidae
Gene: in
Product: protein inturned
Exons: 22
Coding region: 176-3007 (943 amino acids)
Biological process (GO): establishment of planar polarity; nervous system development; vesicle-mediated transport
Cellular component (GO): cilium; cytoplasm
Molecular function (GO): protein binding
Source: RefSeq, a predicted model, not a curated record
AAGAUCCAAGUUCCAAGUUCCGCAUGUUAAUUGACAUGUUUUUGUUUUGAUGCUGGAUGUUUCAGGGAAAGGUUAUGUAUUGUUUAUGGAGGUAUGCAAGUGUCGGUGACAGACCCAGGCCGGCGUGAAGGCGUGAAGGCGUGAAGGCUUGAAGUGAGGGCAGCCCGCGCGCGGGAUGACGGAGAGCGGGGAGUGCGAGGGGUUGCUGGGGGGCGACGUCUCGGGGAGGGGCGACGGCUCCAGCACGGGCGAGGACUCCUGCAGCCGCUCCGAGGAGUGGUGGGACGGCACCGGCUCGGCCACGGGCUCCAGUUGCGACUCCUCCUACUGCUCCGAGUCCGACUCGUACGGCGGGUCAGAGGGAGAGUGGGAGGCAGAGGUCAACCAGAAUGGAGAGCUCUUCUACAUAAAGUCGAGUCCUGUCCUGCCGGCAGACCAGCCCGUGGUCGCUCCGAAGCCUGUGCCGGAAGUGGAAAACCUCACUAGAAGAAACAGACAUUCGACAAGAGGCAAGCUGGUCCACCUGAUCCGGAGACGCAACAGCAAGCGACAGCCCCCGAGGAGUGCGGAGGGGCCUCCUCGCGUCCCGCCGGCCACGCCCGGCCAGCCGGAGGGCGUCACGGGUCGCGCGGCCGGAAGCAACAAGGUCACCUUCCACGACUGGCAGGAAGGGGAGGUGCGGGAGGUGACGAUGAGCGUGGACCCCCGCGGCCGGCACAACCUGGGGCGGCGCGCCACGCUGUGCGAGACGCUGCUGGGGCUGGUGGUCAGCACGUUCGCCGACGGGACGCGCAUCAUGGUGGCCGGCUUCAUCCCCAAUGGCGAGGCCAUCCGCUACAAGAGCAUCAAGAUAGGUGACUGGCUGCGGUGCAUCGACGAGCAAGACGUCACCUUCCAGACCAUCGACGCCUUCCUGGCGAACAUCACCGCACCCUGCAAGGUGCACUUGAAGCUGCAGCGAGUGGCUGGCUGCGAGGUGACGGAGCCCUUGCAGACGCCUGGCAGUCUGGCCGCCGGGGGGCGACAGUCGGAGCUGGUGCGACGCCUGCUGGGCCAGGCGGGGGACGCUCCACCUCCGGGGGACGAGCCCGUGGGCGUGCUGUACGUCUCCCUGGACGAGGGAGGGCCGAGCGCCCAGGAGGAGCAGGGCGUGGCCUACUGCUACCCUCCGCCCGUCGCCGGCAGCCUGCUGGCUCGGUCGCGAGGCUGCUUCCUGACGCUGCAGCUCCUGCUGCCCGACGCCGUGCGCUCCGCGCCGGUCAGCUCGACGGUGCUGCUGCGCGACCAGCUGUACCACGUGGUGUACACGGCGCGCGGACGGGAGCUCAUGCUGUUCGCCGUGCCGGACGACAGGUGCCCACUGCGGGAGGCGGUGGACCUCUGUGCGGACGUGGUUCGCUUCCUGGAGUUCCGCUACCAGAGUCUGUCCAGGGCGUUCCAGUCGCGGGAGCGGCACGGGGAGCUGGACGCGUACUUCUGCCGGCUGUUCUCUCACGUGCUGGGCGCCCGGGAGUCGCGGAGCGGGGCGCGCUGGGAGGAGCUCUUGCCGGCGGCCCACUGGCUGCCUCUGCCCAAGGAGGCCCAGAUUCAGCUUGACGAGUGCCUGAGUGAACUAGAGUCCAACGACUUCGGUGAAAUGGCAGAUGGACUGGACGACUACCAGAGGAUGUACAUCGUGAUAGGAACCUGCAUGUACCACAAGGGCUACCUGCUGGGCUCGCACCUGGCGCGCACGGACCUCGCCGACGUGCACGCGCUGUGCCGGCAGCUGGGGCUGCUGCGCCUGGCACGCCACGAGCCGGUCAGCUCGCUGGUGCUGUGGCACGAGGUGUUCCCCUCGUCGUGCGGCCGGGGGCUGGUGGGGCCUCCUGCGCGGCUCCCCCUCGCCCCCUACCAGCCCCCGAGCGGCCGCUGGUUCCUGCUGCUCGUCGGCCAGGGCCAGGACUUGCUGGCCGUGCUGCUGGAGAGCGGAGGCUGCACGGCCAGGGCGGGGGAGCGGCCCGGCCCGGACGCCCUCUACGUGGAGCAGGCUCAGGACGUGUUGGCGUACCUGAUAGAGGUGGGCGUGUCCGCAGUCGCCGACAAGUGGCUGGCCGCGAACCCGCGACCCAGCGUGGUGUCCCCGGAGCUCGUGGCGGCGGGCAGGUCCUCGCAGCGCCUGGGGCCCGCCGAGGCACCGGGCUCCGCCAAGCUGUCUCCUGUCGCAGGCGGUGCGGGGUCCCCUGUGGGCAGGAAGUCCCCCAAGGUCACGUCCAUCCUGAAGCGGCGCGGCAGUCUGGACCACAGCUUCGCCUGCAGCGGGUCGGGGUUGUCUUUGCACGGCUCGACAUCCGAGGACUCGGCCAGCCAGACUGCGAGCGUGCUGAGCGACGAGGCGGCCCCCAUCCUGGGACGCCGCGCCGAGCGGGGCCGUGCGCCGGCCUCGGGCUCGCAGUCGUCGGGCGACUCUGACUCGGACUGGGAGGCGUACCAGAACGAGAACAGAGAUAAGGACAGCACUUUCGACAUCUCCGAUGUGAGGAAGUCACUGCUGUCGCAGGUAGACGACAUUCUGCCUACAAAGCUGACGGCAGGGAAGCAGAACGCGCUGUUCCACUACGUGCGGCUGGACCUUACGGAAGGGGUGCUGCUGUGCCCCCCUUCCCCGGGACACGCCCCCGCCCCCGCGCUCGCCGAGGUCCUGCACAACUUCCGCCGCAGCUGCCAGGCCAUCCACGCCCUGCUGCAGAACACCGUGCACUUCAAGAAGCUGCUGGCGCAGGACAUAGCGCAGUCGCGCAUCAACAAGUCGCUGGUGGCCGUCAAGGAGCACGGCGUGCUGUUCGAGUGCGCGCGUGGCGACGCAGAAGGCGCGGGCAAGCGCCAGCCGCUGCCGCUCGCCUACUGGGUGGUCGGCCGCCUGUUCUUCACGCCGUACCCGCGGGAGGUGUACGUGUGCUACCACGACGCCGCCCCACAGAACAUGGUGGAGAUCGCCUUCCGGCUGGCCCUCUGCACCGCCGGCUGACUGCAACACCCCGUCUCUUGUCCUCUCCAGCCUCGUGUUUCGUACACUGCUGUCUUUUUGCAAUUACAUUUUUUUUUAAAAAAAGUA